Rubroshorea leprosula is the source of this 1431-nucleotide messenger RNA. The record is from the annotation of a GenBank genome assembly. NCBI's taxonomy places the organism in Eukaryota, Viridiplantae, Streptophyta, Magnoliopsida, Malvales, Dipterocarpaceae.
GUCGAAUUUGAUGCACCUGCUCAAGAUGAUAAAAAACAGAAGCAAAAAGGUCCUAGAAAUAGAGGUGGAAAAAGAUCCAAAACAAUGAGGAAAAAGCCUUUUUGUCUGAAUGUGUUUGAUAAAAUGCCUAUUGGUGAUGAUACCAUGGUUGUAGACUCUAAUACAUGUGCUACAGAUGGGGAUUCAGAUCACUUUGAUAGUGAUGAUCCUGGUGUUUAUGAUUCUGACAUAUCUGAGGAUGAAUUCAUGGUGACUGAAGAUGCAGUGAGAAGCAAAACAACAUAUCCAGCUUUUUAUCCAAAAAAUGUUAUUCCUAUCUUCAAUAUUGGGAUAAGGUUUAAAAAUUGUGAGGAGCUCAAGGAAGCUAUUAGAACAUAUUCUAUAAGAAAAGGAUGUAUUCUCAAAUGGCUUAAAAAUGAUAGAGAUUGUCAAAGGCUGCAAUGCACCGGGGCACUUUUUCGGCUUGCAAAAUACUUGAAACCAAAAAUUGAUUCAAACCCUCGCAAUAAGUUGAGAGAAUUGAAGCAAGGAUGUGAUGAUGAGCUUAGACUAGGAGUUUACACAAGUAUGAUGGCUAGAGCAAAAGGCAUAGUCCUUAAGGAGUUAGAACGAAACUAUAUUGGAGAAUAUGCUACUUUAAUGGGGUAUAGAGAUUUGUUAGUUCAAAAAAUUCCUAACAAUACAGUGGAGAUCAACUAUGAUAAGUAUAUUAGGGACCAUAAUCCAGUUUUUAAAAGCAUAUAUAUUUGCAUGGAUUGCAUUAGAGGGAGUGAAACAUGGAACAUGCACAAUUGUUUGAAGCUACAGCCUCCACCACUUAGGAGGACCAAAGGACGGAGGAAGAUAAAGAGGAUCAAAUCAAAACAUGAGACCAAAAACCUGAUAGCAGGACAAGUGGAAAGGAUCUCAAAGAAAGGAGUAAAAAUGACUUGUUCUUUGUGUGGGAAAGAAGGCCAUAACAGAGGACAUGUCAACACAAGGAUGACCCAACCUUCAAAAGAGAAAUGCCAAAGCUUCUACACAAACCGCUGGCUUGGCAGUUGGGUCAUCCCUCUGGUACCACAGACGAAUGAAUGACUGGACUGAAUGAGAGAAGCCCAUCCAUAAUGCAUAAAUAGAGAGUAACAGUCUCCUCAGCUGCCUGCUGUCUACUUUAGGCCAAUAGUUCCAGCAAGAACCAAAGCAAUGCAUAUUCUCCAUAUCAUAAUUCGUUUCAGUUUGUAUUGCAGUUUCUUAACUUCAUUUUGCUUGGCGACUGCCAUGUACAAGUUUCUGGUUUUUCCUAGAAACCAUAUGUAUGUUCAAUGAUGCUAUUUUUGAUAUAUCAGAAUACUGUUCAUGUAUUUCGUUUCUCAGUUUAAACCUUGAGUUUAUGUUCAUUUUUACUAAGUUUUCAUCAUUACAUCAUCAAGAUAAACUGUACAGUUGAAU